AGUUUUUGACAGUACGAUUUAAACUUUGCGGAGUGAGUUUGUGGUAAAAAUGUGUUUGUGAAAAUUAAAUAAAUAAAAAUCCGAUACAUGUACUUCUUGAUAAAUAUGUGUAUUUUGUGAAUAUAGUUUGUGUGUGAAAUAUUAAGUGAAAGGGUUUACGUUUUUGGUAAUAAGAUGGCAGAAAUAAUAUUCCAGCGGCGAAAAGCAGCGACAGUUCUCAACGAACCGAAUCCCUUAUUGAUACUCCUGUUAGCAUGUCUGUUGCAAAUCACCGCCUCGCAAGUGAUCAACAGAGCGCCACACUUUAUACCCCAGACUGGGGAUAUGACGCAGUUCAGUCUGCCAGAAGAUACACCAGUUGGGACACCGGUUUAUCGUUUAAAAGGCGAGGACCCCGAAGAUGGUCAACUAACGUAUUCUAUCUCGGGCCAGUACUUCAGCGUGGAUUCACUAACUGGCGUGGUGACGCUGGCUAGGAGCCUGGACCGUGAGGAACAGACAGCUUUGGAAGUCAUCAUCAGUAUAACAGAUGAAGGAAUAGCGAACACGGAGCCAAACACAGUGUCACUAAGGAGAGUAAUCCCAGUCCGGGAUGUAAAUGACAAUCCCCCAGUGUUCCACAACCGACCGUACAUCGUCAACAUUAGUGAGGCAACUCCUGUUGGUACGGAGAUUGAGGUAUCUCCGAAAAUCCGAGUGACAGAUCGUGAUGAAGGAGAAAAUGCAAUAAUCAAAGUCACCUGUUCCACUGAAGAAAAGGGCAGUGAUGCUGAGGCUUGUGCAACAUUUAAAAUUGUUACGGAAAUGGUGAAUUCCAAUGAAUACGAGGUCCGUAUAUUUUUAUCUCGACCGUUGGAUUUUGAAUCUCGUUCGGCGUAUGUACUAAGUCUGAGCGCCCGCGAUGGCGGAGUACCGUCGAAGCGAACAACAGCGAGUGUUGCGGUCGCAGUGAGAGAUGUACAGGACCAACCACCGGACUUUGUUAAUGCGCCCUACUCCGCUACAGUACCUGAAAAUACACCACCUAAUACAAUUAUAAUGGAAAUAAUAGCUAAAGACGGAGAUACGGCGAACCCACGACCAGUUCUAUUGACCCUCGAAGGCGACACUCAGCAGUACUUCAAGUUGUUGCCCGAGAGGCCAGUCGGCCGCGCUACACUGGUCACUACUGAUGUACCAAUCGAUCGGGAGAGCGAAGCUGUUAUGCAAAACGGAGGAGUGUACAGUUUUCAAGUAAAGGCGACAGAAUUAAUAAAUAAUGAAGUACCAUCCGAUUAUACUGUAACAACGAUUACGAUAAUCGUAACCGAUGUUGACGACCAUGUACCGAAAUUCAACCGCGAUGUUUAUGAUGUCUCGAUACCGGAGAAUAUCGAGAACGGCAGCCCCAUCCCUGGCCUUUCAAUUUACGUCGAAGACGAUGAUAUUGGACAGAACAGUAAAUACGAUUUGAAAUUACGCGACGUUUACAAUUCUCAUGGAGUAUUUUCUAUUACUACUGAACAUGGCGAAGGAAGGACACCUAUUAGUAUAAAAGUUAGGGACACUACACGUCUAGAUUAUGACGUUGAUGAUGAAGAUAAGAGACUUUUCAGUUUCGAUAUAGUUUCAUCAUCAGGUGAUAUCGAAUUAUCAUCAGCUAGAGUUAACGUCAAACUACUAGAUGUUAAUGAUAAUGCACCGUCUUUCGAACAGACAACUUAUAAUUUUGAAGUAACAGAAAAUGCGACAAUAGACACAAAAAUUGGUGAUGUCCAAGCAACUGACAAGGAUUAUGGAAUUUUCGGUGAAAUUGAAUAUUCACUCACAGGAUUCGGUUCGAAUAAUUUUAAAACUGAUUUAAAUAAAGGAGGCUUGUUUGUUGGUAGUCCUCUUGAUUAUGAAACACAGAAGAGUUACAGUCUAACGCUAGUUGCUAAAGACGGUGGAGGCAAGGUGUCGAGUACUAGUGUUUUUAUUGAUGUUUUGGAUGCUAACGAUAAUGCGCCUGUUUUUGAAGCCGCGGAAUAUAGUCGAACGAUAAGAGAUGGAGCAACGAGUUUUGAACCACAAUUCGUUGUUAGGGCGACAGACGCCGACGGGCCAACACAAGGCGGCGGUCGCGUGCGUUAUUCUCUGGUGUCUGACAACAGUAUUGCACACAAAGGGCAAGUGUUCGCAAUCGACGAGGACUCCGGGGAGAUAACUAUAUUGGACAAGGUUCAGACUAUGGAUACACCUCGAGGACAAUACGAGUUAGUCGUUAGAGCUACUGAUUAUGGUGUACCACAUUUAUCCAACGAUACUCGGGUGUACAUCCGAGUCGGGGUCCCCGGAAACCAACGGCCAACUUUCAAAGGCAAUUACCAUCACUACCAUUACACCGCGGGCCACCAUCCUACCGCCUCUGAGGAAUUAUCCCUUGAACUAAAUCCUAUGAACUAUCAGGCUUCUGUGAAAGAAAACUCUCCUCCGGGACACAAAGUGACCACGGUAUUAGCAAAUGAUCCCGACGGUUUAGACGAUUUACUGACCUACCAUAUUGUUUCCGGUUCGAAGGACAAUUUUGUAAUUGAUGAGAAGACUGGUGUUAUAACAAUAUCGAAUGAUGCAAAUCUCGAUAGAGAUUUAAAUCCAGAACGAUACGAAAUUAUUGUCUCAGCAGUAGACAGCGGAACACCUAUCCCAGAAACCGCUACCACGACUGUAUUCGUCACAAUCCAAGAUGUUAAUGACAAGCCACCUGUAAUCAACUCCACACAAACAACAACAUACAUAUCAGAAAGAACUAAAAUAGGCGACAAAGUGACUACAAUCAACGCAUACGAUACCGAUUUGGAUGCUAAAUUAAAAUACAGCAUCGUAGAACCUAUUAAAGCGUUAUCUAAAGCAGGCAUCCAAUUAAAAUCUAAUUCACCGUAUAAUUACAAAACUACCUUUAGUAUUGAUGAAGAUUCUGGAGAGAUUUUUGUCAAUGGUACAUUAGAUUAUAAUCAAGCAUCAAUAGUAAUAUUAACAAUUAAAGUAACAGACAUGAAUGCGGAGGUCAAUAAAGAAAAGCAGUUCGCUUUAACUGAACACACAAUAUAUAUACAACCUUAUAAUGAUAAGAAUCCACAAUUUACUAACCCAGGUUGGACUAAUUCUAAACCUGUGAUAUAUCACAAAGUUAAAGAAGACCAACCAAUAGGAAGUACAGUUUUAAUUCUAAUGGCAGAAGAUCCUGUAUCAGGACAUUUGAUUUCCAAUUUUAAAGUGAUUAAUUCUGAAACUGGGUUGUUGCAAGUAGACCCGUUGAGUGGACAAGUAGUUUUAACUAGGCAUUUGGAUUAUGAGGAACUGACGUCACCAAAUUUAACGCUCACUGUACAAGCGACCAGUAAUGAUGGAAGCAAACACAGUAAUGCUAAAAUUAUUAUCGAAGUUGUUAACAUUAAUGAUAAUCCCCCUAUAUUUGAAAAGGAGCUAUACAAAAUGAGCGUUCUUGAAUCAGUAACGUACCCGGAACAGUUAAUUAUUGUUAAAGCCAACGACGCUGACUUAGUGCUGACUGACGAGGAUCGGCGGAAGGGUUAUUCUGAUGUUAGAUAUCUCUUGAGAGGAGAUAAUUAUGAUUUAUUCGUCAUUGAUAAUGUAACAGGAGUAAUACAGGUGGCACCGAACAAAACUUUGGACCGGGAGCGUCAGUCAGUGCUGCGGUUGGAGCUGGUGGCGCUGGACACGCCGCUCGGGGGCGCAGACCAGCUCAAGACGACCGUGCCCGUGCUCGUGGAUGUACUCGACGUCGACGACAACCCGCCCAGCUUUGACAGAAAUCUCUAUACCGCUGUUGUGCCGGAAAACGUCCCGCCCGGCUUUAGCGUGAUUAACGUAACUGCUACUGAUCCUGACGAGGGCCUCGGCGGAGAAGUUCACUACGAGUUUCUGGACGAAGGAGAAGCUAAAGAUUUGUUUACAAUCGAGAGUAUGACUGGCGAGGUGCGCAGCCGCGCGCUGACGGGGCGCGGCCGCACGCAGCCGUACUCGCUGGCGGUGCGCGCGGCAGACCGCGGCGGGCACUCCGCGGUGACGGAGCUCACGCUGUACGUGGGUGACGUCAGCGCCAACGACGGCGUGCCGCGCUUCCUGCGCCCCGCCGACACGGACACCCUACAUAUUGCUGAGAACGCGACUAUCGGUUCUGUAGUGUUUCAAGUAGUUGCAACGGAUCCUGACGACCCCACGCAGCCGUCCGGACAGCUCGUGUAUUCAAUACAACAGAAUAAUGCCGACGCUAAAGCAUUUGCUAUUGAUCCUCAGAGCGGUAUGAUCACGACGCAGCAGUCGCUGGACCGGGAGCGGCAGAGCGAGUACACGCUGGUGCUGGCGGUGGCGGACCGCGGCGCGCCGCCGCAGCAGGCCAGCCGCAUCGUCACACUCCACGUCCGCGACAUCGACGACCACAAGCCGCACUUCGCGCGCACACUGGAUGAUCCUCCAAUUUUGAUGACGACAAAUGAAGAAGUGCCACUGGGUACUGUUAUAGGAAAACUGGAAGCUAUAGAUGAAGAUAUCGGUGAUAAUGCAGCCAUUGAUUACGCUAUUACAGACGGUAACGAGUUGGGUUUAUUGAAGUUGGAGCGGAGCAACGAUAGUAAGGCGUUAAUCAAAGCGGCCGCGAGGUUGGACAGAGAGACAACCUCUCGGGUAUUACUAACCAUCAAGAGCUUCAAAUAUGGCACUUACCCUGAAUUUAAUAAAAGCUAUAACCGUUUGGACCCAUCGGAAAUCCAAGUUUUAGUAAAAAUAUUGGACAUAGACGACCAUUUACCGGAGUUCGAAAGUCAGAAUCUAACGAUAGGUGUGCGUCUCAACGUGCCCGUCGAUACUAAGAUAGCGACCGUGCAGGCUGCGGACAAGGACCCGGAGGCCUUGCCCAUUCACUAUAGAAUCCUCAACAUGAGCUUCGAAUCACCGAUUAAAUCGAAAUCUUUAACCAAUUUGACUGAUGUUAUGCUUCUAAAUAAUUCAACAGGAGAAUUGAAAAUAAUGAAGAAUUUGCUGCAUUAUGCUGAUGGAAUUUUCAAAUUGGUGAUACGUGCCAACAAUUCGCUUGAUGCUGAACGAUUUAGUGAUUUGUUGGUUGAGGUGGUGGUGGUGCGGGAGCGCGACCUGCUGCGGCUGGUGGUGUCGCGGCGCGGCGCGCUGCCGGCGCUGCGCGCGGAGCUGGCCGCGCUGCUGCAGGCCUCCCAGCUGCGCCUGCACAUGCACGACGCCCCGCACUCCACCUUCUAUGAUAACGCUGGGCCGUGUUUCCAAUUCCGCGCGUCGUCCGGCGAGGCGCUGUCGCCCGCGGCGAUGAAGGCGGCGAUGCGGCGGCUGGGCGGCGCGCUGCAGCGCGUGCUGGCGGCGCACGACGUGCGCAACAUCACGCAGUGCGGCGCCGCGCGCGCGCACCACUCGCCCGCGCAGGCCGCGCUGCUGGCGCUCGCCGCGCUGCUGCUGCUGGCCGCGCUGCUCGCCGCCCUCGCGCUCUGCCUCAUGCACUCCGCAGCCAAGAAACGAGCUCGCAACGGGUUGCUGAGUGCAAGAGAAGCUGCAAGCCACGAGUCCGCGCCCUCGCGACUGUAUGCGGAACCACUUUAUUCUAUUUAAUACCACGUACUUAAACAUUCAAGAGACAAUACUUAAAAAUGGCAAUAUCGAUAAUUGACUGUUAACCCUUAAUUCGAUAUCCCAUGUGAUGAUUAAACAAAAUGUACUGAAAUUAUUCAGAGAAAAAUAUAUGAGAUUUUUAGUGACAAAGAACCUACGUUAGAAGUUAAGUGUGAAUCGAUUGACGUAUAAAAAUAAUAUUCAAGACUAAGGAACGACCAUAAAUUAUUCGUUUAUUUAAAUAAUGCUAAUCUUUUUAUUUCUAUCUGCUUUACGUCAAUAAUUAAAAUAAGAUAAUUAGUUAAA
Molecule: messenger RNA, 5919 nt
Organism: Papilio polytes (common Mormon)
Lineage: Eukaryota; Metazoa; Arthropoda; Insecta; Lepidoptera; Papilionidae
Gene: Cad74A
Product: cadherin-23
Exons: 24
Coding region: 175-5613 (1812 amino acids)
Biological process (GO): homophilic cell-cell adhesion
Cellular component (GO): plasma membrane
Molecular function (GO): calcium ion binding
Source: RefSeq, a predicted model, not a curated record